CACAAUACUUUAACUCAACGUCACUACUAUCAUUUCUGUUAUCCAUCCACUUACGAACCACCCCAUAUUAAAACCUUUUCGACCACGAAACAAAAGCCUUCACAUUCCAUAUCCCUUACUUUCUCCUAUCUGUCUUCAGUUCUUCUCCCUUUUGUUCUCAAACAAUGGCAUAUCAACAGCAAGACAAUACACCCCUUCCUCAAGGCUGGGUCAAAGAAUGGGACGCGAAUCACAAUACGUGGUACUUUGUCGAUACCCGUCAAACCCCACCCUUCAUAACUUGGAACGAUCCCCGUCAAAGCGCCACUGGUGGUGCGGCUGCCGGCGGUGACCGCGGUCUUAUGAGUUCACUCGGCAACAUGAUAUCCGGCAAACCCUCUCAAACCUCAAGCUCAAAUCAAUACGGCAAUCCUUACCCACCUCCACAUCACGGUAACGGCCCACCACCGAAUCAGGCUUAUGGAGGCCAAUCUAACUCUUACUAUAAUCAAGCCCCUCAACAAAGCAGCUACCAACCUCCAGCCGCACCCCAAGCUUCUUCCGGUGGACUAGGAGGCCUUAUGUCCAAGAUCCCUGGCGGGUUCGGCGGCAGUUCCUCGUCUGGACCGCCGCCGCCUGCUGCUGGUGGCGGUAAAACAAAUCCUCUUUUAGCCGCAGCAGGGGGAGCCGGAGCUGCUGCCUUGGCUAUGAAGAUAUUUGGAGGCCACCACGGAUCUAGCCAUCACGGAUCCAGCCACCAUGGAUCUAGCCACCAUGGAUCCGGGCAUCAUGGUCACCAUGGACCUCUUGCACUUCUCGGACAUCAUGAACAUCAUCAUGGACAUCAUCAUGGACAUCAUGAACAUCAUGGACAUCACGGACAUCAUGGACAUCACGGACAUCAUGGGCACCACGAUUGAACAUCGUUUGGUUAUCUGGCUUACUUCUCUUAUUGUAUCUGGUUUAAUGCAGCACACAUUGUAUACAUGCGAAUUCUUAAAUCAAUUUGUAUAGUGAUGAUUUUCAAAAUCGGGUCUUUUGAUUGCGUUAAGCUUUAAUGAUCCAAACAGCGUGGCUGCUAUCAUCAAUCCCCGAAACGCUCCCCAUUGAAACCACUAUUUAU
Molecule: messenger RNA, 1102 nt
Organism: Melampsora larici-populina 98AG31
Lineage: Eukaryota; Fungi; Basidiomycota; Pucciniomycetes; Pucciniales; Melampsoraceae
Exons: 3
Coding region: 165-899 (244 amino acids)
Molecular function (GO): protein binding
Source: RefSeq, a predicted model, not a curated record